Messenger RNA from Penicillium brasilianum, 1039 nucleotides. The record is from the annotation of a GenBank genome assembly. NCBI's taxonomy places the organism in Eukaryota, Fungi, Ascomycota, Eurotiomycetes, Eurotiales, Aspergillaceae.
GCAGGGCUACUUUUGAUCACAUCCAUUUUAUUUUUCCUCACAUGGCCCAGCAUAUAUAUCUUUGGUCUUGAUCUUUGUUCCAUAAAUCGAUUGCUAGAUACAGCCCGAUGCCGCCGUCCCGUCUUUCUCGCCUCCCUCCGUGGAUCAGCCACUGGCUUGGUUACCGCGCCGCAACUCCGAAGCCACUGGCAACUUGGAAGAUCGCCGCAUGGUCCUUCAUUACAGCUUUUUGUGGUCUUUCCGUAUUACAAGGCAUCUUUAACUAUUCUCAUUAUUUCACCUCGCGUCAUGUGCCUGGCAUCAUCGCGUCCUAUGGUGCAUCGGCAGUCCUCGUGUUCGGUGCUAUUGAAAGUCCGCUUGCUCAGCCUCGCUCCUUGAUUUUCGGCCAUUUUUUUAGCGCCUUGAUCGGUGUCUGCGUCACAAAGCUAUUCAGCCUGAUGCCCGACCAAGCACGCUUCGAGUCGCUGCGCUGGCUCGCAGCUUCGUUGUCGACUGCUAUUGCUAUUGUUGUGAUGCAGCUCACUGGAACCACUCACCCACCUGCUGGUGCUACUGCUCUGCUCCCAGCCACCAACGAUGAAGUCUGGAACCUAUCAUGGUACUAUUUACCUGUCGUUCUGCUCUCGUCCACGAUGCUCAUGUGCUGCGCUCUUCUUUUGAACAAUAAUAUGCAUCGUCGGUAUCCAAUUUUCUGGUUUACACCCGCUGCACCGCCAAAGCCUGCACCUACUCCUACUCCUGGGCCAGUUCCGAGUGCGUCAUCGAUGGUGGAGCCUACAUCAUCAGAAGAGAAGCUGCCCAAAGACUCUGUAUAGCGUGUUGAGUUGGCAACGGUCAGAUGCAUGUAACAGUCGAGUGGUGCAAAAUCAUGCCUGGAAACCCUUGGGAUCACCUUGGGAUCACUGGGGUAUAUUUUCUGGCAUUUGUCACCAGCCUUCGGGGAUGAGCGCUGGCGAAGCGUUCCAAGUGGAACCCGAAAGACCCUACUGAACUUUCAUUAUUAUAGAUAGAUCUCGAUUUUGUUCUGUUUCAACGGCCG